Nematolebias whitei (Rio pearlfish) is the source of this 1179-nucleotide messenger RNA. It is a transcript of the gene spo11, whose product is annotated as SPO11 initiator of meiotic double stranded breaks. Gene Ontology annotation, cellular component: nuclear chromosome. The record is from RefSeq and is a predicted model, not a curated record. The transcript is spliced from 13 exons. Gene Ontology annotation, molecular function: DNA topoisomerase type II (double strand cut, ATP-hydrolyzing) activity; DNA binding; ATP binding. NCBI's taxonomy places the organism in Eukaryota, Metazoa, Chordata, Actinopteri, Cyprinodontiformes, Rivulidae. The coding region runs from base 1 to 1179 and encodes 392 amino acids. Gene Ontology annotation, biological process: meiotic DNA double-strand break formation; meiotic DNA double-strand break processing; reciprocal meiotic recombination.
AUGGCUUCCUGCGGAGAAGAGCUGUUCUGUGAAAUAGACAAGCUUCGUGUUCGUCUGUUAAGCAGUGUUGGAGAUAUGACAGAAAGCCAUCCUGAAGCUGCCGAGGGAGAAAUCAGUCAGGGUGAAACUCUAUCAAGAAUUGAAAGUGUGAUCCUGGGAGUAGUGACCAGUCUGUCCAAUAAUGAGGCUCCUGUUCUGGUGCUGCCCAACAGAUCCAGUUGGGCCAAUGUCAGUUUUGACAGCGCCAUUGGACUUCAGAUGAAUUCAGAACAUUCUGUCAUCUCCAUUAGGAGCGACUGCCCUUCAUCUGCCACAAAAUUUGCGCAAAUUCUCAAGAUCCUCUCUGUCGUCUACAAACUGGUGCAGAGCAACUCGUACGCAACAAAAAGGGACAUAUAUUACAACGACACACGGCUGUUUGCGUCCCAGACGUCUGUGGACAGGAUAAUAGACGACAUCUCCUGCAUGCUGAAGAUUCCUCGCCGAUCACUGCAUGUGUUUGCCACAUCCAAGGGUUUAAUCUCAGGUGAACUGUGCUAUUUGGAGGAGGACGGUACACGGAUUGACUGCCGCUCCAGCUCCGCUGCUAUUCCAGUUUCAUCAAACAUCAGUGGGAUCAGGAAUAUCGUAUCAUCUGCAAAAUUUGUCCUGAUCGUUGAAAAAGAUGCAACGUUCCAGAGACUGCUGGAUGAUGACUUUUGCACAAAGAUGUCUCCUUGCAUCAUAAUUACAGGUAAAGGUGUGCCUGACGUGAACAGCAGGUUGAUGGUGAGAAAACUUUGGGACACGCUGCACAUCCCCACCUUUGCUCUGGUGGACGCUGACCCUCACGGCAUUGAGAUCAUGUGUGUCUACAAAUACGGAUCGGUGGCAAUGUCAUUUGAGGCCCACAGUCUGACCGUCCCGAGCGUUAUGUGGCUAGGCCUCCUCCCCUCCGACCUGCAGAGGUUACGAGUUCCCGAGGAGUCCUUGAUUCCCCUCACCAAGAGAGAUGAAAGCAAACUGAACAGUCUGCUGAAGAGAUCGUACUUAACCAACCAGCCGGAAUGGCAGAAAGAGCUGGAACUGAUGCAGCAGAGUAAGGUCAAGGCUGAGAUUCAGUCCCUGGCUGCCAUAGAUCCUGACUUCCUCACCAACAUCUACCUGCCUAACAAGCUUCUCUACGGAGGCUGGGUUUGA